Messenger RNA from Cyclopterus lumpus (lumpfish), 6856 nucleotides. It is a transcript of the gene braf, whose product is annotated as B-Raf proto-oncogene, serine/threonine kinase. Gene Ontology annotation, cellular component: cytosol; mitochondrion; plasma membrane. Gene Ontology annotation, molecular function: protein kinase activity; ATP binding. Gene Ontology annotation, biological process: signal transduction; protein phosphorylation. Lineage: Eukaryota; Metazoa; Chordata; Actinopteri; Perciformes; Cyclopteridae. The record is from RefSeq and is a predicted model, not a curated record. Bases 34 to 2502 code for a protein of 822 amino acids. The transcript has 20 exons.
GAUUAUUUUCCACUCAGUUCCUCGCAGUUUAAAAUGGCGGCGUUGAGCAGCGCCGAGUCCCUACCGCCCGUCUUUAACGGAGACACCGCGGAGCGGGAGCCGGGCAGGGAGCCGGGCCUGGAGGAGCUGGGCGCAGGGCUGGACUCCUCCUGCACGUCGGGGAUCCCCGGAGGUCCGCAGGAUGAGGAGAUCUGGAAUAUUAAACAGAUGAUAAAGUUGACACAGGAACACUUAGAGGCCCUUCUGGACAAGUUUGGAGGAGAACACAACCCUCCUUCCAUAUAUCUAGAGGCCUAUGAGGAGUACACCAGUAAACUGGACGCCCUGCAGCAGAGGGAGCAGCAGCUGCUGGAGGCCAUGGGCAACGGCACAGACUUCUCCUGCUCUCCUUCUCCUAUGCCAGCCCUUCUGGAGGUCAAGAUGGGAGAUUGUGGGCUCGCUGGGGGGGCUCAGGCCUUUCCCUCAACCCCCAAUACCUUGUCUGUCCUGCAGACACCCAUCGACGCCGGCCGAGCCAACCCUCGCUCCCCCCAGAAGCCCAUCGUCAGGGUCUUCCUGCCCAACAAACAGAGAACAGUGGUUCCUGCUCGCUGUGGAAUGACUGUGAGAGACUCACUGAAGAAAGCUCUGAUGAUGCGAGGCCUCAUUCCAGAGUGCUGUGCAGUCUACAGGGUACAGGAUGGAGAGAAGAAGCCGAUUGGCUGGGACACAGACAUCUCCUGGCUGACGGGAGAAGAGUUACACGUAGAAGUGCUGGAGAAUGUUCCGCUCACCACACACAACUUUGUGAGGAAGACCUUCUUCACACUGGCCUUCUGUGACUUCUGCAGAAAACUGCUCUUCCAGGGUUUCCGCUGUCAGACCUGUGGCUACAAGUUCCACCAGCGUUGCAGCACUGAGGUUCCCCUCAUGUGUGUCAACUACGACCAACUAGACUUGUUGCUAGUCUCCAAAUUCUUCGAGCAUCACCCGUUUACCCAGGAGGAGGUCUAUUCAGAGGGAACCACCCCCGUGUCUGAGGCCUGUCCAUCACUCCCCCCAUCAGACUCCACCGAUUCUAUAUGCCACACCACUGUGUCCCCGUCCAAGUCCAUACCCAUCCCGCCCAGUUUCCGGCCCAAUGAGGAGGACCACCGCAACCAGUUUGGCCAGCGGGACCGCUCGUCCUCAGCCCCCAACGUCCAUAUCAAUACCAUUGAGCCUGUCAACAUCGAUGACCUGAUUCGAGAUCAAGGCUUGCCACGGUCUGAUGGAGCCCCCCCGACCCACCCCGCCCGCUGCUUGAGGAAGCACCGAACACGGACCUCAAGCCCCCUCCUAUACUCCUACCCCAAUGACAUAGUGUUUGAUUUUGAGCCUGAGCCUGUUUUCCGAGGUUCCACCACAGGGCUCUCGGCCACGCCUCCCGCCUCUUUACCUGGCUCUCUGACCAAUGUCAAGGUUCCACAGAAGUCACCAUGCCAACAGAGGGAGCGCAAGUCCUCGUCCUCGUCCGAGGACCGCAAUAAGAUGAAAACCCUGGGAAGACGGGACUCCAGCGACGACUGGGAAAUCCCAGAGGGUCAGAUCACUCUGGGUCAGAGAAUAGGCUCUGGAUCAUUUGGAACCGUCUUCAAGGGGAAGUGGCACGGUGAUGUGGCAGUGAAGAUGUUGAAUGUCACUGCUCCCACACCUCAACAGCUUCAGGCCUUCAAGAAUGAAGUGGGAGUCCUCAGGAAAACGCGUCACGUGAACAUCCUGCUGUUCAUGGGCUACACCACCAAACCUCAGCUGGCCAUCGUGACCCAGUGGUGUGAAGGCUCCAGUCUGUACCACCACCUGCACAUCAUCGAGACAAAGUUUGAGAUGAUCAAGCUGAUUGACAUCGCCCGGCAGACCGCUCAGGGCAUGGAUUACCUGCAUGCCAAAUCAAUCAUCCACAGAGAUCUGAAGAGCAACAAUAUUUUCCUCCACGAGGAUCUGACGGUGAAGAUUGGUGACUUUGGUCUAGCUACAGUCAAGUCCCGCUGGAGUGGCUCCCACCAGUUUGAACAGCUGUCUGGUUCUAUACUGUGGAUGGCCCCAGAGGUGAUCCGGCUGCAGGACAAGAACCCCUACAGCUUCCAGUCAGACGUCUACGCAUUCGGCGUCGUGCUGUACGAGCUCAUGUCAGGAGCACUGCCCUACUCCAACAUCAACAACAGAGACCAGAUCAUAUUCAUGGUUGGUCGAGGUUACCUGUCUCCUGACCUCAGCAAAGUGCGCAGCAACUGUCCAAAGGCCAUGAAGAGACUGAUGGCCGACUGCCUGAAGAAGAAGAGAGAGGAACGCCCUCUCUUCCCUCAGAUCUUGGCGUCCAUCGAGCUGCUGGCACGCUCAUUACCCAAAAUCCACCGCAGCGCCUCGGAGCCUUCGCUAAACCGAGCCGGCUUUCAGACUGAGGACUUCAGCUUGUACGCCUGCGCCUCACCCAAAACCCCCAUCCAAGCCGGCUGCUAUGGGGAGUUUUCGGCAUUUAAGUAAGCUGCUGCAGAUCCCAGGAGUCCAUCUCUCUUCGUCACUUCUCAAAAGUCCAUGCGGUGGAUUCAUUAAUUACUGAAAAAAAUAGUCUCAAAGGAUGUGCUUUAUUCUUCCUCUGUCAACCGAAGAAGGCAGCCUCACUGGAGUCCUUCCAACAAAAAGCUGUCCAGCAGGUAAACAGCGACCACACACCACUCAAUUAGGAAAUACCCAAAACACAAUCAAGGAACUUGAAUUGCACAAAAAGUAAGGGAAAGAAAAACAAGAGACACAACUAUUCAUACCAAAAGGUUUUUGAGGAGGAGACGUCAAACUCCACAGAUGGACUUGCCUGCUGGAGGGAAAAGAUAAAGACCAAAGGAAGGCGAGAUGGAGGCCAAACGUCAGAUGAAGUCAAGGCGUCGGGCGCCCCUCGUCCCAUCAUUUCCUGUGCAGGUGAGGCUGUUCAUCAGCCAGGCGCUGAACUGCAGAAACGGGGCCUGUGGAAGGAGACGAGGCCUGCCGUCCGCCGCUUGAGAUGGAAGGCCAGGUGAGAGCCAAGCGUUAGCCAAUCCCAGAGAUGAGCCUGAAGUUACUCAGCAUGGUUAACCCCGAAGGAAGCUGACUUAUUUGUUUCUCAUGUUUCAGAUUUUUUACUUUUUUUUGUUCUGUUUAUGGCGGCUAUUUGAGAAGAAAGCUUUCUUUCCGUUCACACAGCACAGGUCAUAUGUUGAGCCCCCACAGCGGGCUCAACACUGACAUUCUGCAAAAUACUUCCAACACAUUCAACACCCAUGAGGAAACAGCUGUUUACCUACCGACAUAUUUUGUUCUAUCUUUUCAAACUUCAAAACCUUCAAAUGAAAACAGGAAUCUGGUAGAAAAGUGUUGGGGCCUACGCUUUUCCACCGAAAAUAGGAGCAGUUCUUUGGGAAGGAAAAUUGCUCGUUAGUUUGGUGUUAUGAGAUCCCCCAGAGGCAUUCCUCAUAAAAACACCUGGUCUAAGCCAACCAAUGAGAUGCUUGUUAAUUAGCCAGCUUUAGCCAUGUUGGAAAGAGACGCACGCUCUGCCUUUUCAAAGGUUCUCAUGUUGAUGUGAAAGCAGCAGAAGCGUGACGUGUUCUGUGACCACAGGAUCUGUUUACAGCGCGAAAUGCAGAUGAGUUGGGUUCUUAUGUAGUUUAAAGCGCCGGGUCAAAGCCAAGCUGAUGGCCGGCCUUUACACUGAGCUACGGAGUGUGUACAGUAAGUUGUGACACAGCAGCUUUUCGACAAAGCUUUUCUUUUGCUUCACACCCAACCUCCCAUCUCUUUUCUUUUUUCUUUGUAAUACCAAUUGCAUGUCGUUUUUCUUUUCCUCCCCCCUCACGUGGCUUUAAUAUUGCACUCACCUUAACAAUGGGGACCUCGCUUGCAGCUGCUGACUGAUGGGCCACAGUGUUUCCUGCUUAAAGGACCAGUGAUUAUCUGGAGAGAUCUGUCAUAAAAAGUUUGAAACGUUAUUUACAUUCUCUACAAACAUGCACCUUUUACUUUUUUUUCAUUCCAGUGUGUGUUGAGGGUUGCCGGUGUUAUUACAGGUUGUUUUUCUUUUGUUAUAGUCAGUGUUUGCCUUUUUCUGUACAGGCAGGCCUGCAGAUAUUUACUUAUUUAUGUGAUUUUUAUUUUUGUUUUAUUUAAUGUGGGAAUUAUUUUCAGUACUGGUUUAUUUUGAAGCUAUCAGUCUUUCUUUUGACGCUUGUUUAAGUCUUUGUGACUUGUGUACCUGCACUUUGUAGAGAUGGAGAGAAGCAAAUGAGCGACUUGCCUUUUUUUUCUUUUUUUUCUUGAAGAAUAAAUUGUGACAUACAGAGCUGAUGACCCAAAAUUAAAUGUCCAAUGCAUGAGCCAUCUGCAGGGGCUGAACUGUGAAUAUUUUUGCCUGGAAGGCUCAGUUGUUGUUUGAGAACUUCUUCGAUAAAGCCGAGUAUGUCAACUUACCUGCAGUGAUGAGACAGCUGGUCUGAGAAAUGGAUAUUGUGGAGCUGAACAUCUAGCCAAACACUGACAGAUUGGUUCUUCUCAUCAUCAAGGAUGUAUGUCUUUCUAUCAUUGACCCCCCACCAGCAACCAUGUUACCAAACAUUUUGUUGCCUCUCAUCUUUGUGCGUACAGGACAGAGAUGGGGCUGUGGGGAGUUUAGCGUAGCUUAGCACAAAGAGUAGAAGCAGGGGCGGAGCUAGCCCUGACCCCGGAGUGUUUUCAUUAUGGCCUUUGAUCACCACCUCCAGUAAUUUGGACAUUUCGCCCCAUACAUUCCAGCUGCUUUUUUCUUCCAUAUCUUGGAGUUUGUAUUUUUCAGAUUGUAAUAACUAAAUUCGAUGAGCCAUUCAAUGACUGAAACCCGUCACAUCUCAAGACGUUAAGAGUGAUUGUUUGUUAGCCCAGAAAAAGACACUACAAAACAUAAUCUAUAGUAUCUCUGGACUGAAUACACAAAGAUGAUAUUUCUAUUGACGUCAUAUAACCCAGAUUAAGACCGUAGACAAAAGCAUAUCCUUAACAGAUUCAUAUUCGAAGAGUAACUUCACCCAAAUGUGUGUAACGCCUGAUCUCUACUGGUAAAAGCAAGGUUCUCAAUGUCCAACUGCUAUUGGGUGGUCUGUGGGUUCGAGUGAUACCACUCUGCAGAUACAGGUGCAUUCACCUCGCCUUGCAGCACACCGAGUGUCGUACAGCAGCAACGUGGAGCGGGUGGACUAUUCCAGGUUUAUUACAACGUCGUUCUAAUGUUCCUGGUUCUGGUCAACUUUCCUGUCUCAGUACUCGCCAGGUUUGUGGCUGAGGUCAGGGAACACAGAAGGACUGUCACCUUUUGCUCUGAGAGCUCAAAAUAGUAACUGGAUACCCCUCCACUCACCCCCACCUCUCUGAGACUGCGGUAGCGUGAGCCGCUGAGUGCCGGGCGACUGGCAGUACCUUUUGGUCUUCCACUCAUCGGAGAACUACGGUGGCCUUCAGGUGAAAACGUGCAACGCUCUCACUAGAGCCGGGGUUGGGUUUGUCCCCUCUGGGCUGCUGUAGAAACAUGGCGGUGCAAACCAGCACAUGCCUUCUUGUGUGUCCAUUGCUGUGGAGACACUUGUUGAGCAUGCGCUGGUGUGAGUGCACGUUGACACAAACACCGUGGACCACAUACCAGCCAUCAGCAGACAGUGCCUGGUUCCACCCAUAGAUUCUAAGGGCUUCCAACCCAUACUUGACCUCCACUGGUAUAGCCACCAGAAGACGAGCUUGUUUGGGUUGUGAAGGAGACUUUGUGUCACUAGAGAUAGGAAUAUCUCAUUUCUUUGUCAUGACAUUUUGGAAGAUGAUGUGGAUGUUCUGUCAUCAGUAAAACUAAAAUAGCCCAAUAAUACUGGUACUGGCAGAAAGGGCUGAGGUUGUGUGGGCAAGAAAAGGAUUCUUAGUUUCAUCAUUGAAAUCUACAGGCUUUUUUUUUUCAAUUCCGAUUCAAUUAGUUGUUUUUUUCAACAUAAUUCUGAUUCAAGGCUAGAAUCGAACCUAUUCAGCUUUCUUUUUUUUUAAGCCGGACUGAUCUCAGAGCAGCUUUAGUCUCAGAGUGAGCGAGCAUUCCAAGAACUUCCUGUACAUUUCUAUAUUGGCUUAAAUGUUGACGAUGACGUGUUCAUUCUUCUCAAAGAGUGGUUAAGGAUAUAUAACAUAUAAGCUCAACUCAAGGUUGACUUAUUUGCUUGUUCUAGAGCUUUUGAUCUUGGGAAGUAGUAUUUCUAGAAGUAGCACGCAGCCUUGGUCCUCUUCCACAGACAUCAGUACCCCCCGCUGCUGCUGCUGCUGCUGCUGCUGCUGCUGCUCAUUCAGACUUCACACUCGUGCUCACCUGACGGGACCUGAGGAGGUGCUGGCUUUCCCAGCGUUGUAUUUAUUUUCCUUUGACCUAUAUCUGCUGAACCUUCAUAGAAUCUUUAGUAGUAAACACUGAGGCUGCCACACACCCUUCUGUCUCCUCUUUACCCAAAACCUUUCUGUUCUCUAGUUUCCUUUUCUCUUCUGAAACAUCCUCCUCAAACCCAUCAACUGUAAUGAAAAACUUCAUGGAGACCUGUUUUGAUUUAGAUUUAUUUUUCACCUGUAAAUAGUUGUACAAAGGAGACACUGUCAGUUUGCUCGGAGGCAUGGAGACUACAAAUGUAACAAAUUAUAAAAUGUUCAACAUUUAGAGAUUGAAGAAUAAAAGACAUUUUGAUAGGCAGACUUCUGUGAAAAAAAAACAGUUGAGUGUAAAAAUAUUUAAGGCUGUAUCAUAAGGAGAAAGAGCUUAAUGUAUUUGUUGUGAAUAUGAAAAACUGAUAUAUUAAAGAAGUGCAUGAAAACUGUA